AUAUAUAUUUUUAUAAAAAAAUUUUUAUCGGUCGAAAUAACUUCAAUUUUGUUCUUUCCGAAAAAAUAUAAAUAGUGAAUUCAGUACCUUCCAAGAAAGGUUCAGGCGUCUAAGAAAGAAGCAAACAUUAUCUUUUUACAUUCUUUGAGGAGCAUUGCUGGUAUCGUUAAUCAUGGCAGCGAAAAUUUUGACUAAGAUUUGUCCUAUGUUUGAUUGGGUGCUAGUACAGCGUACAUCUUUUCCUAAAACAGUCACAGAAAGCGGCAUUAAGCUUGUUCAAAGACCAGUCCGUGAGCCAAAGCAUGGUGUUGUUCUCGCUGUUGGUCCAGGUAUGCGCAAUCCCAACACUGGUAAGCACUUUGAACCUUGUCUAAAGGCCGGCGAUCGUGUUCUUCUACCUGGUUUUAAUGGUCGCAAGAUUGAUGUUGAAGGUCAAGCCCACUGUGAACUUUACCAGGAAUCUGAUAUUCUUGGUAAAAUUUAUUACUAACUCCCAGCCAACAAUCUGCCAAUAACGCAAAUAAGUAUUUUGGACACAUGACGGACGAUGACUAUGGACGGAUCUUAAAUAUCUUAAUGCUACAUAAAAUUGUUUUGUUUUUUAUUAUAUAUGACUUGGAUUUUGAUGAUUUUAAAAAUUUUCAAUA
This is a messenger RNA of Teleopsis dalmanni, 647 nucleotides long. RefSeq names its product 10 kDa heat shock protein, mitochondrial-like. The record is from RefSeq and is a predicted model, not a curated record. NCBI's taxonomy places the organism in Eukaryota, Metazoa, Arthropoda, Insecta, Diptera, Diopsidae. Gene Ontology annotation, molecular function: protein-folding chaperone binding; protein folding chaperone; ATP binding. Gene Ontology annotation, cellular component: mitochondrial matrix. The coding region runs from base 173 to 490 and encodes 105 amino acids. The transcript has 2 exons.